Sphaerodactylus townsendi is the source of this 843-nucleotide messenger RNA. It is a transcript of the gene POU2AF1, whose product is annotated as POU class 2 homeobox associating factor 1. NCBI's taxonomy places the organism in Eukaryota, Metazoa, Chordata, Lepidosauria, Squamata, Sphaerodactylidae. The transcript is spliced from 5 exons. The record is from RefSeq and is a predicted model, not a curated record. Gene Ontology annotation, molecular function: POU domain binding; DNA binding; transcription coactivator activity. The coding region runs from base 70 to 843 and encodes 257 amino acids. Gene Ontology annotation, cellular component: RNA polymerase II transcription regulator complex. Gene Ontology annotation, biological process: positive regulation of transcription by RNA polymerase II.
CAAGAGCAAAGAGCAGCCCCAAAAACAGACAGAGAGCGAGGGGAAAAGGGCUUCCUACUGGCACAGAAUAUGCACUGGCAAAAAUCUUCUACACUUGAGCACCCACCCCUGCCACGCCCCUAUCAAGGUGUCCGUGUCAAAGAGCCAGUGAAAGAGCUUCUGAAGCGAAAACGUGGAAGCGUUCAGAACACAAACGUGGCUGCAGGAACCACGGUGUUUUUCCCCCAUCAGCCUCUUCCAUCUUAUGCACCCGCUGGUCAGGCCUGCACGGAAUCAGACUUGGUGGCUUCUUCAUUGCCCAUUACUGACGAAACGUCACUCUACUCGGGGUGGCUGGCACAGCCCGUGCCCACCUCUUUACAGCCUUUGACCCAGUGGACCACCUACCCCGAUUAUGUGUCUCACGAAGCAGUCAGCUGUCCUUACACGGCGGAUAUGUAUGUUCAGUCCAUGUGCCCCAGUUAUACGCUUGUGGGAACAUCUUCAGUACUGACCUACGCAUCUCAGCCACUGAUCACGAACUUUGCGGCGAGACCCUCCACUCCGGCUGUGGUGCCUCACCUGGACGCAAUGGACCAGCAACCGCCCCUGAGCUACUUCCCGUGGACUCAACCCAUCUCAACGUUGCCAGCCCCUUCUCUUCAAUACCCGCCCGCUUCGACUGCCCUCCCAGGCCCCUCCCAGUUUGUUCCUCCUCCUGUUUCGGUGCCUGAAACAGUCCCCCAGGAGCUGGAGGAUCCGCAGAAGGAGAUGGGCACGCUGACCAUCGAGAAGCUCCUCUUGCAAGACGAAAACAACGGCGCCUACGAUUUAAGCAACAGUCUCCCCGUUGAAGGACUUUAA